Papaver somniferum (opium poppy) is the source of this 890-nucleotide messenger RNA. RefSeq names its product thaumatin-like protein 1. The coding region runs from base 64 to 801 and encodes 245 amino acids. The record is from RefSeq and is a predicted model, not a curated record. NCBI's taxonomy places the organism in Eukaryota, Viridiplantae, Streptophyta, Magnoliopsida, Ranunculales, Papaveraceae. The transcript has 2 exons. Gene Ontology annotation, cellular component: extracellular region. Gene Ontology annotation, biological process: defense response.
GUUGUCUUCGUAUACUUUGGUGAAGACGGAGAAGGAGAACAGUUCGUUAAAGAAACAAAUAAUAUGUCUAUGAUGGAAAACAAAGGGUUUUUCGCCAUUAUCUUAGCUCUGGUGUCUAUAUCAGGUUCAUAUUCUGCUACAUUUACGUUUACAAACAAUUGCCCAUACACAGUAUGGCCGGGUACAUUGACUGGUAAUGGAGAUCAAUUAUCUAGCACUGGGUUUGAGUUAGCAACAGGGGCAUCAACAUCUUUAGAUGCUCCAGCUGGAUGGUCAGGUCGAUUUUGGGCAAGAACCGAUUGCUUUACCGACUCCUCUGGAAGGUUCACCUGCACAACUGCAGAUUGUGCAUCAGGUCAAGUUGGAUGCAAUGGAGCUGGGGCUAUUCCACCAGCCACUUUACUUGAAUUCACUCUAAACGGUGGUGGUAAUAAUGAUUUUUACGAUAAUAGCCUCGUUGAUGGUUAUAACUUGCCUGCUUCUAUCACUCCACAAGGUGGAUCUGGUGGUUGCAGUUCUACUAGCUGUCCAUUUAGUAUUAAUUCUAUUUGCCCACCCGAGUUAAGUGUUGCGGGUUCUGAUGGCGGUAUAGUUGCUUGUAAGAGUGCUUGUGAAGCAUUACAACAACCUCAAUAUUGUUGCACCGGUGCUUACAGUACUCCUGAGACUUGCCCUCCAACAAAUUACUCGAAGAUCUUUAAAGAUUCUUGUCCUCAAGCUUAUAGUUAUGCAUAUGAUGAUAAAAGUAGUACAUUUACCUGUGCUUCUGGUGGUAAUUACCUCAUUACUUUUUGUCCCUGAAUAGGAAUCUUAGGGUAUGUACUCCCUUGUAAUUGAAUGAAUCAAUAAUAAAAGAAUCAAAUGGUUUGUUAGUUUAGUUAAAAAGGUUA